Messenger RNA from Cornus florida, 2706 nucleotides. RefSeq lists its product as uncharacterized. Lineage: Eukaryota; Viridiplantae; Streptophyta; Magnoliopsida; Cornales; Cornaceae. The record is from RefSeq and is a predicted model, not a curated record. Bases 572 to 1609 code for a protein of 345 amino acids. The transcript has 6 exons.
CCCCUCUCUCUCUCUGCAACUGCUAACUUGUAUGUAUGGGUUUUGUUUUAAAUUUUUUUUUUUUCUAAAUCAACUAAUCAAGCUUGUAAUUCUUGUUUUGCAAACUAAAUCCUAGGCAAAUCAUUUCAGCCUCCCCAAUCGCCUCCAUCUCUAUUCUCGUUCUCAACUCUGAACUUGCCCCCUCUCUCUCUGCAACUGCAAAUUACAAGAAUCAGAAGUUCAAAACCCAUAUAUUUGAGUUUAUAUAUCUGUCUGCAAGAAUCAAAAGUUCAAAACCUAUUACCUAUAUCAAAACCCAUAUCGGUAUAUCAUCUCAGAUUGUUCAAAAAAUCAAAACCCAUAUCUUUCAGUUUCCAUCGCCCACUGUUCCAGUUCGGGUUCGCCGUUUGCUGUCUCUCAACUCUCAAGCUUGCACUCCUCUCUCUCUGCAACUGCUAACUUGUAUGUAUGGGUUUUGUUUUAAUUUUUUUUUCUGUAAUUCUUGUUUUAUAUGUAUAUGGGUAGAGAUUCCAUUUCGAAAAAAUUGGUUGGAUUUUACUUUCUUCUGUGAGCUAUAUUACACUAUAUAUGUAUGAUUAGAGAUUUAAUAAUCAUUUUGGUUGGUCAGAGACGGAAGAACUUGGAUUUUGCGCUCUCCAUGUUCGACCGUUUGUCACCUCUAAAGGGAAAGAGCAGUCUUCAAAUGUGUAUGUGUGUUCUUGCUCCUAAUACAAGUAGGAAGUAUAGUCGCUACUUAAAUUGUUCUACAGAACCAAAAACUAAAAUUUUGACCCCCCAUAAUCAGAUUGUUUGCAAUCUUCACACUAAUUCUUAUUCCAAAUUCUCAUCGGGUGAAAGUCAUCCUAUCCUCCAAUCAAGUGGGCUUCAACAUUGGUUCAAAAACUGGCAAGAACUUAGAAAAAAUAAAUUGACAGCAAGCACUUUUGGUGGGGCUGUUGGGUUUUGGCCUCGCCGAAGAGUGCAGCUCUGGUUGGAGAAGCUUGGGGCAAUUGAGCCGUUUACCGGAAACUUGGCUACCUGUUGGAACAAUAUCAAGGAAGAGGAAGCUCUUGAAAGAUACAAGCUGAUAACGGGAAAUGCUGUUUUGUUUCCAGAGUUUCAGGUUUAUGGGGAGAAUAAUCCAGAUGAUGAUUGGCUUGCAGCUUCACCAGAUGGUGUAAUUAACGAGCUUGUUUAUGGUUUGCCUUCCAGAGGAGUCCUGGAGAUCAAGUGCCCAUUUUUCAAUGGUGAUAUGAGCCAGGCUUUCCCGUGGUCGCGGAUCCCUCUUUAUUGUGUCCCACAAGCUCAAGGCUUGAUGGAAAUAUUGGACAGGGAUUGGAUGGAUUUUUAUGUCUGGACUCCUAAGGGGAGCAGUUUGUUUAGGUUACACCGCGAUUUUGAAUAUUGGGAUGUUCUGAAGAUAGCACUAUCUGACUUCUGGUGGAAUCAUGUCCAACCUGCAAAAGAAUUGUACGAUAAAUCUGCUAUUACGAAUCCCCUUACUCAAUUAAAAUCACUCAGGCCAGAGCCCAGGCACGAGUUAUGUAGUUAUAUUGUUUACGAGAGCAAACGUCUUGUUGAUAACUCUGACUUGUUGAUGCGUGAAAUUCAUGGCAAAUUGCUAAAGUGAUGCAUUUUGAGAUUUCACUGAGUUCCAAUGGAAUUGACUAUCAAGGAGUCAGAUAUUACGAAUAGAAUGUUUUGAAGGAAUUUAAACUUGCAUUUCUAGGCAUGAUAUAAUAUUAUAAUGUAAAUAGGUAUCAUUCCUUAAGUUGUCCAGAUAAGCUUUGUUGGGCUGUUCAGUACUCACAAGUCGCAACAAAUACCAGUUUCUCUCCAUCAAAAGACAGCAGAAAUACACUCCUGUUGAGCUACCAGUGGAUGAGUUCCUUUUCCAUCUAAAGACAUGGAUGAUUGAUAAUGGCUCUCCCUUCAAAGAUUGACAUGGGUUUACAAUCACCAUUCUACAUUAUGAGUUGAGAAUUGGCUGAACUCUGGAUAUUUGAGUUCUUGCUAGAUGUCCAAACUGCUUACGAGGAGUUCAAAGAGAAGUGGGAAGUCCUAACUGAGGCUGCUAAGCUUUUGGAGGCAACAGGUACUGGUGCAGAGGAAGCAGAAUACAAGCAUCUUCCUGGUUGUCCGAGCAAUGUCACUCAAGUGGAGACCAAAGAUUCUGCAGAACCAGAGGUGACUAUAAUUGAGAAUGUUUUCUGGAAGGAAUUUGGGCUUCUUGUUCUUGUUUGGAAUUCCUUGCUCGUACUGCAGAUCACCAAGGGAAUUGAUAUAUCCGAGGCUUGGACACAUACGUACACCCAAGACACGUAACUGAGUACAUGUAAUAUAGGGAUGGAAGAAUUAUCGGUGAUGACGGAGUAGAUAAACCUUCAUUUGUCUUAAAUUGGUGCCUAUUAGAGACACGAGAUGACGUCAUCUUCAUCAAAGAAAGAAAGAAAAUAGUUUUAACAAGGGGGAGCUUUAGAAAGUGUUGGUGGACAUUUUAAUAGAUGUUCUGCUUAUAUGUUGUAGCCAUGUUUUUUUUUUGCCUUGGGUUAUUUUGUAUAAACUUUAGGAAGUGUGGAUGAAUUAGUCUAGGGUAAGAUUUUUAUAUAGCUAUAAACAUUCUGUUUUAUUUUCCGGUUUACCCACAAUACCUUUUAUUGGGUAAGUUAAGAUGUUUAUAUAGCAUAUAACUUAUUUAUUAUAGUAUUUUGGAAUGGCUUACGAAUU